This is a messenger RNA of Penicillium subrubescens, 15882 nucleotides long. It is a transcript of the gene sidC, whose product is annotated as nonribosomal siderophore peptide synthase SidC. Lineage: Eukaryota; Fungi; Ascomycota; Eurotiomycetes; Eurotiales; Aspergillaceae. Gene Ontology annotation, molecular function: catalytic activity; phosphopantetheine binding. Gene Ontology annotation, cellular component: cytoplasm. The transcript has 8 exons. The coding region runs from base 1 to 15315 and encodes 5104 amino acids. The record is from RefSeq and is a predicted model, not a curated record. Gene Ontology annotation, biological process: secondary metabolite biosynthetic process; amino acid activation for nonribosomal peptide biosynthetic process.
AUGGAUCGAUUCACCCCAUUUCCCAUCAUCCACAGCCAAACCGGCUUUUCUGGCGACGAUGGCGCUGUGCGCGCUAUUCUCUCAUCGCCGGUGGAUACAACUCUCCUAUCCUCGAAGCUGUUGGCCCUCUCAUGGGCUGUGUUAUUACGAGCUUACACAACCGAAGAAUCACCGGUCUUCUUGCUCGAUGGUCAGCCAAUCAAAGUGGACUUAUUUACUCGUAUAAUCAAGCCGGCGAGGUUGGAUACCCACGCCGAACUCUUUACGAAGCACACCGCUGUGCGCCUGAUAGAUGAGCCUAAGGUAGUGGGGAGUUCCCCGUCUGAGUGCGAGUCUGGAGAGAGCCGAACAUUGUCAUCAUCUUCUUCUACUACUACUGCUUUCUGUACGUUAACUUGGUGCUUCAAUCGCAACACCCAAACGAGCACGUUGCAUUCUUCCGUCGGUAUGGAUACCGCUUUUGUGCAGCAGCUGGGCCGCCAGUUGGAGCAUAUCGUGCAAGGCCAGGCUGCCCUGUCGGGCAUGCAGGUGGAGCAGCCUGCCUCGACGGACAAGCUUUCUGAGAUGGAUAUGGAAUUGUCCAUCUCGAAUUCAUCCCCUUGCACCCUGCCAGGACCGGAGCUGCUUCAUGAGCUAGCGCUGAGCGGUGCCCAUGACGGCAACCAUGCGAUCGAGUUCUUGACGGCGGAUGGAAACGUUCGCUGCCUGUCGUACCGCGACUUGGACCGGGUGUCUUCGAAACUGGCGGCGGAAAUCAAUGCCGCCUCAGCAUCGACUGCAGAGGAGCUACGGAAAAUGGUGGUUCCUGUGCUUCUCCCUCAGUCGCUGGAACUGUACAUUUCCCAAUUGGCAAUUCUGAAAGCCGGCGGCGCAUUCUGCCCUUUAAACACCGACGCACCACUAGACCGGAUAGAGUUUAUUUUGCAGGACGUUGCAGCCUCGGUGGUGAUCACGCAAAAUGCACUUGCGGCAAGGAUACCCCAGAAUGAGCAUCUGGCGGUGAUAACCGUCGACGAAUUGGAUUUGCAGCCCGACACAAAAGACAUGCAGAUGCAGAUCUUGGAGCACCAACAACAACAUCCUCAUCCCUUCAAAAUCGCACCCACCGACCUCGCCUAUGUGAUGUAUACAUCCGGCUCAACAGGACGGCCCAAAGGCGUGGGAAUCUCCCAUCUAGCCGCAACACAAUCAUUACUCGCGCAUAAUGACUUGAUACCCUCUUUUACGCGAUUCCUGCAAUUCGCCUCACCUACAUUCGAUGUCUCCGUUUUUGAAAUCUUCUUCCCGCUAUUCCGCGGUGCGACCCUUAUCGGAUGUGAAAGAGAGCAGAUGCUCCUCGAUAUCUCCCAUGUAAUGACGGAGAUGCGCGUGGACGCGGCCGAGUUGACGCCCACGGUAGCGGGGGAAUUACUGCGCAGUCGAGCCGCGGCGCCGUCUUUGCGUGUUCUGCUGACGAUCGGCGAGAUGUUGACGAGGCAUGUCGUUGAUGAAUUUGGUCAGUCGCAGUAUGCGGAUGGGAUUCUGCAUGGCAUGUAUGGACCGACUGAGGCGGCGAUCCACUGCACGGCUGCCACGCAUUUUCGGUCUGAUGAUCGCGUGAACCUUAUUGGCCGGGCUUUCAAGACGGUAUCUGCUUUUAUCAUGUCCUUGGAAUCGGAUGAUAAGGACGAUUCUUGUCCUAGGGACUUACAGCCCCUGCCACUCGGCCAGAUUGGCGAGUUGGUCGUUGGUGGACCGCAGUUGGCAGAUGGGUAUAUCAAUCGACCUGAAGAAAAUGCGAAAGCAUUCAUCGAGAGUCCCGUGUACGGUCGACUCUACCGAACGGGCGAUAAGGCUCGCAUGUUACCUUCGGGGGAGAUUGAAUGUUUUGGUCGAAUCUCUAGCGGCCAGGUCAAGCUGCGAGGACAGCGGAUCGAACUCGGUGAGAUUGAGCAUGCCAUUUGCCGCGCGCCGGAUGUGCGCAGCGCGGUGGCUAUCGUCAGUAAUGGCAGUCUCGCUGCGUUUGUCCUGGUCAACGACAAGGGGACGACUGAGCGUGCGCUGCGGGACGUUUGUCGCCAAUGGUUACCCCGUUUUAUGGUUCCGGGCGAGUUCAUCCUGGUUAAUCAAUUCCCCCAAUUACCAUCUGGUAAAGUCGAUCGCAAAGCGCUGGAAGCUGAAUUCGUGCGUCAUCGUGCUACAGCUCAAUCUGUCGAGCAACAUUCAUUCCGCGACGAGAUCGAGGAGACCAUCGCGUCGUGCGUGGCCGAUGUACUCGGUAGACAAAUUCCGCCGACGGAAAGUCUGAGUGCGGCCGGUCUGGACUCUCUAGCUGCGAUUCGGCUUGCGUCUCAUCUUUUGGAUGCGGGUGUACGACUCGAUGUUGCUCAUUUGUUGGAGGCGGAUUCUGUGGAUGGAAUUUGGAGACUUGCAGAGGAAACGGAGACGGCGCAGUCAAGUGAUGACACGCAAGAAAGUUUGCGGAGAAUUCGUCAGUUGAUUAUUGAUGCUGGUUCUGCGAGGAUAGAGGCUGUUGGGUUGAGUUCACGGGUUUUAGCGAUUGAACCUUGCAGCCAUAUCCAACAGGCGAUGAUUCUGGAGACUGUUCGACACACGAAUGCGUACUGCAAUUGGAUUGAGCUUGAAUUUCAGCAGGAAGUUAGGGCUGAUGCUGUGCAGGAUGCGCUUGUUAGGCUUGUGGAGCAGAAUCCUAUACUUCGGUCUGGAUUUAUUGAGAUCGGUCUCAAGGAUCAGUCGUAUGCCCGUUUCAUCUAUCAUGCACUGGAUGAGAGUGUCGUGUUCCAAAAGCGUGAUGCAUUCGACUAUGACCUCUGUUUGAUCGCAGAACAUGAUCUGCUUCAUCCUCUCCGAUUCCAAUUGAGAGAGACACAUGAGGGCCUCCGAGUACUCGUGCAUAUUCACCAUGCACUCUAUGAUGGAUGGUCCUGGCAACUGCUGCUGAAAGAUCUCCAUCGCCUCCUACUCGGCGAGGAACUCCCACCCAAGCCUGCGUAUAACGUCGUCGCAGACUUUUUCACCGAGUACAAGCUAAGCGAAGCCGCGAAUGAAUCCUCGCUCUUCUGGCGUGAUCAACUUCAGGGUUCUUCACCACCCUCUUUCCCCAAUCUUCAUGGAAAGAUCGGUGUACCCUCCGGAACACAAGAGGCCACCCGUGAGCUUCAAAUCUCCACGUCCAAACUCACAGAAGUCUCACAAAACCUACGAGUCAGUCGCCAGACAAUCUUCCAAGCCGCCUACUGCUACAUCCUCUCAACCUACCUCGGUUCAAACGACGUAACCUUCGGCACCGUCUUUUCCGGCCGCACCGUCCCAGUAAAAGGCAUCGAAAAUAUCCUCGGACCCUGUAUCCGUACACUCCCCACACGAAUGAACCUAGACAAAAUGCAAAACGCCACAGAUCUUCUCCUGGCAAUCCAAAACAUGAACCGCAAGUGCCUGGAGCACGGCAGUCUUCCGCUCCAGGAUAUCAAGAAAGCGUCCGGAAUUGACUUGCAAUCGAACCUCUUCGAUACAGCACUUGUCUGGCAGGAGAGUAUUUGGUCUGAUCAGGAGUAUCGCGAUAGCUUUAGGGAAGUUGGUGCGGCGGAGUUUCUGGAGUUUGUCCUGUUGUUGGAGUUUGAGCCUGGGGAGGAUGGGAUUCGUGCGAAGGCGACGUAUCAACAGUCUGUUUUGUCGGGGGAACAGGCGGAUAUUCUUUUGGAGCAGAUUGAUUUUGUUGCUUCUGUGUUGAUUGAUGAUUCGACGUUGGCGAUUGGGGAUGUUGGGACUCAUCUUCCUCGGCAUACGUUGUCGGUUGUUAACGGUCAACCUCGACUGCAAAGAGAAUUGCCUCGUCUGGUCUCUGCUGUUGAGAAACGCGCUUCUACCGAUCCUGCUCGGAUAGCUGUUGAAUUCUUGAAAGAGCUGGACUCUUUGCCUCCCGUUGUUGACACUAUCACAUACAGACAAUUAAACUCCCGUGCCAACACUCUUGCCAAUUACUUGGUUCAAAUGGGCAUCACGGGAACUGAUUCGAUCGCCAUGUUCCUGGAAAAUUCGACCGACUCUUACGUCGCCGUGCUGGCCAUUGCAAAGAUAGGAGCCGGUCUUGUACCCUUGUCUGCCCAUUCUUCUUCGGAAGAUAUCAGCACUACCCUGUCCACGUUGAACGUGAGCUUUUGCAUCUUCCAUUCACCAUUCCUGAGCCCUGAUGCGUUGUCUAUCCCGGAUUCUGUUCGGCAAAUUCUUCUUCCUGAUUCUUUCGACGAUAUUCAUGAGGAUAGCCCUCUCGUGGUUGAUGAUGAAUUUCGACUUAUCUACACCGAUCCCACUUCAACGGAGCCUGUUACGUUUUCUUCUCAGAAUUUGAAAAGCUGCGUCAAUUCUCUCCUGGAGUCGUACACUGUUCAAUCUGAGAGCAAAAUGCUUUUUGCGUCUCCGGUUGCAUCUGCUGAAUCUAUCAUCGGGGCAUUCUUGGCAUGGAAUUCCGGCGUGACGCUCUGCGUUGCACCUGAUGCGCUCAUGGCAAAUAAUCCCCAGACUGUUGUCAAUUCUAUGAAUGUUACCCACCUUCAUUUAACGCCCACGCUUGCAUCACGCUUGAACCCGCAGACUAUUCCUAGUAUUAGGUACUUGGCUACUUCUGGUGAGCCCUUGAACGCAAAGGUGCAUCGAGACUGGGCUGGGAAAAAUCUUUAUCAUGGUUAUACCACUCGCGGAAUGGCUGGAAUCUGUACCGCGUCAGUGAGGAUUGAGACUUCUAGCGCAAUCACCAGUCUUGGUCUGCCGCUCAAGAACACAUCUGCUAUGGUCAUUGCAAAUAAGGACGGCUUCGAUCUGCUGCCUCGUGGUGCCGUUGGGUUACUUUGUUUUGGUGGUGAUCAAGUGGCAACAUCUUCUGCCGAGGGCUUCUUCGAGCACCCUCAGUUCGGUCGGCUUUUCCGAACUAGUGAUUUUGGCAGAGUUCUUCCCGAUGGUAGUAUCCUGCAGCUUGGUCAAGUUUCUACCUUUUAUGAAAUUGGCCAAGCUCUGCUCUCAUCGGAGCUUGUACAGGAUUCAGUGGGCCUGGUCAUGGAUAAUCCAGUUACUAACCAGCAGCAAUUGAUCACUGCUUGGGUUCCUUCAGAAAAGGCUCAAUCAUCCCUCUUCCGGUCAGCGUCAGACAGUGAACAACUUGAUGGUCUAGCCAAGAAACUUCUGAGGGAAUUGGCUUCGAAAUUGCCUGGUUCUGCGGUCCCAGCACUUCUUGUCCCGAUAGACGAAAUUCCAAUGACUGGGGCUUUCUUGACCGAUCGAGCAAAGAUACAGCGAGAUAUUGAGCAAAUGGAUGCUGAAAGUCUCAGAGCAUUCUCCACCGGUCUGAACGACGAGAUCCACGAUGACACUUUCACCGAUGUCGAGAAGACGAUUGCCGCUGCUCUUUCUGCAAUCGUUGGCAUCGAGCAACACAAUAUUGGAAAGCACACAUCUUUCUACAAGCUCGGCUUGGAUUCACUGUCUGCCAUUGCUUUCUCACGAAAGCUACAGGAAUCAGGGUUUGGAAGCCUUCCUGUUUCUACAAUCCUCCGCCAUAGCUCAGUGGCUCAAUUGGCGACUGUUGCUCAUCUCAUCACUAAUGGCCAUCAAUCCCCGCAGCCACUUCCUCUCGAGCAACCCGCAUUCAUGUUCGAUGAGAGCUUCCUCCAUGAAGUAAAGAAGGACAUCAAUGAAAGAGGCGCAUCAGUCCAAGGUGUCUACCCUUGCACGCCUCUACAGGAAGCCAUGCUCGCUGCAGAGUCUAAUGUUGAUUCCGCUUAUUUCAAUCACCUACUUCUCCGGGUGAACGCUGAUAUUGAGGGAUUGAAGGAGUCAUGGAUCCAGAUGAUAAAGAGACAUGGUAUUUUGAGGACGUGUUUCAGACAAACUAAUGACCCGCGGUUUGCAUAUGCUCAAGUGGUGCUCGAGAGUGCAAUCCUACCUUGGACUUCUGUUGAAACUUCGUCCGAUGACUUCGAUACGGAUGUUGUGAGGAGAAAAUCUGAUUUCGAGCAUCAGUCACCAGUCAACGGUGAUCUUCCCUACUCCUUGACUGUCUUUGAAGACUCCACCACGCAUAGCACUCAUUUGCUACUGUCAAUUCACCAUGCACUGUAUGAUGGAGAAGGUAUUGCCCAACUCCUUCACGAGCUCCAGGUUUCUCUUGCGGGCGAGAAACUUCCCGAAGCAACACCCUUCCACCGCUUCAUCGAGUACAUGGUCUCUGUCAAUUCUGAUGCCUCCGACCAAUUCUGGGAUCUAUAUCUAUCAGACGUCUCGUCGACGCUACUUUCUACUUCCAAGAACCCUUCAACCAAUGGAUCCGUUACCCAGACAGCCUCACAGCAGAUCCACGUGAAUCUCAACCAAUCCCUUACCUCAUUCAAACGGCAGUGCAUGGAUCUCUCAGUCACCCCGCUCAACGUCUUCCACACCGCAUGGGCGAGACUUCUCGCCCUUCACUCCGGCGCAACCGAUGUCUGCUUCGGCAAUGUAUUCAGCUGCCGGACCAUUCCACUUGAAGGCGCGGACCGAAUCGUCGGGCCUUGCUUCAACACCCUUCCCAUGCGAGUCAAGUUCUCUUCGUCAUCGACGAAUGGAGAUGUGAUGAAACUCUCUCAGAAACAUAAUAGCGAUAUCUUACCUCAUCAGCUUAGUGCUUUGCGUCGCAUACAGAGGCGUACUAUUUCAGGGGGAUCUCGACUUUUCGAUACUUUGGUGAUUUUCCAGACGAGGAGUACUGAACUUGAUGCUCGGUAUUGGGAGAUGCUUGCCGAUGAAGGGAAUAUGGGAUUCCCUUUGAUUUGUGAGAUUGUGCCUGAUGAGCCACGGGAUAGUGUCCAAAUCUGUCUCCAUUUCCAAACGUCUCAUCUUGGCCGUGAUGUAGUGGAGAGUCUUGCGCGAGACUUUGUCGCGCUUAUUCAACAAACGACUCAGUACCCUUCCGCCCAGGCUUGUGAUAAGCGGGUGAUUGAUGGUGAUCUCUCGACGAUUUUUGAGAAGGAGUCUCCGCGAGCUAAGAUCAAUGGAAUUUCAAACAAGACAGCGGAAUCACGGGCUUGGUCGCCUCAGGAGGAAACUCUUCGAGAGAUCAUCUGUCAGUUUGCAGGAGUUAAGGCGGAGGCUGUUUCAUUGCAUACGACUAUCUUCCAACUUGGGCUGGAUAGUAUCAACGCUGUACAGAUUUCUGGGAAAUUGCGAAGACUGGGGUACAAGGUAUCCGCAGGCGAUAUUCUCGAGGCUGCUUCCAUUGACAAGAUUGCCGCUCUUCUGGGGUCAACAAAAGAAGAGACUAAGGAAGCUGAAUAUGACUUCUCCGCCUUUGAGAAUCAACACCUCCAGCCCGUCUGCGAGCGGCUUGGUAUCUCACCGUUGUCAGUCCAGUCUUUGAGGCCCUGUACUCCUGUUCAGUGCGGCAUGUUGGCUCUCUUCAAUCACUCACAGGGCAACAUGUACUACAACCGGAUGGCAUUGAAGUCGUCUACGCCACUGGAUAAGCAGAUGCUCAAAGAAGCUUGGUCCAAGGUCAUGGCCCAGCAUGAGAUGCUACGUACUGGAUUCGUGCAGCUUCGCGAUCAGCAAAAUCCAUUUGCUAUGAUCACCUAUCGGGAAGGUAUCAAGCUUCCCUUGCAAGAAUCAUCCGCGCCAGGUGGAGCUGUGCGAGAGCAACAAGUUCUUCAAGACCUUCACCAGCCCCCGUGGAGUAUUCAGGUUGAGCCUACCGAUAGCAUCGCUACCGUGCAUUUCUCGGCCCUUCAUGCCAUCUAUGAUGCACAGUCCUUGGAAAUGAUCUUUUCGGAUGUCAUGGCAGCCUACGAAGGAAAAGCUCUCGCUCAGCCUGCCUCUAUUCCCCAAACUCUAGGCCCGAUUUUGAUCGAAAGCCAGAAACAGAUUGAAAGCUCCCAGGAGUUCUGGCAAGGUCUCGCCGGAGAGAUCCAUCCCACCAAAUUUCCGGAUCUACAUCCCACUCGUAUUGACAAGAAAGAACUCCUCACCUGCUCAAUUCUUUGCUCCCAGUCUCUCGGUAAACUCGAGGCUGGUUGCCGUGAUGCAGGAGUAACUCUUCAAGCAGCGGGUCAAGCCGCAUGGGGGCGCUUGCUAGCUGCAUACACCGGUGAACAGAAUGUCGUUUUCGGGACUGUUCUUUCCGGUCGCAAUCUAUCUACAGCUGCACAGGAUGCUUUAUUCCCUUGCUUGGUGACUGUUCCAUCGCCAUCGCGCAUUGAGGGUACGAACCGUGAGCUUUUGGAUCGCACUCUGAAGCGAAAUGCUUCUCUGGUCAAGAAUCAAUUUACCCCCUUGGCGCAGGUUCAGAGAUGGCUUGGUAGCGAUGAGCCGCUUUUUGAUACUUUGUUCGUUUAUCAAAAGUUUACGACUAAAUCUGGGGGCUCUGAUAAAUGGGAAGUUGUCGAUGAAGAAACAAAGAUCGACUACCCCGUUUCGAUCGAACUGCUUCCGCAUGCGAUAGACCUUGAAGUUCGAAUUAGUUGCAGAAGUGAUCUUGUCCCGAAAGGGCAAGCCGUGAUUCUCUUGAAUCAGUACAGCAAGUUGUUGGAACACACGAUAUUUUCGCCAGAUUCCAGUGCGGAUGACUACCUCUCUCUUGGAAAUCAGUUCUUGUCCGUCACGCCCGCCAAGGAGAAUUCUAUUCCGACUACCGUCUCUCUACUUCACCAAUUUGUCGAAGACAGUGCUCGGGAGAUUCCAGAUAAGCUUGCCUUCGAGUUCGCAUUCGGGCCUAAUGCGGAUAGCCUGCAAAAGAAAACUUGGUCUUACAGAGCGUUCAACGAGGAUGGCAAUCGAGUCGCUCAUUUCCUCCAGGACAAGGGAGUCACUCCUGGUGGAAUAAUUGCCAUCUGCUUCGACAAGUGCCCUGAAGCUUCACUUGCAAUCUUGGGUAUUCUGAAGGCUGGUUGUGCAUAUCUAGCCAUCGAUCCUUCUGCUCCGAUAUCGCGUAAGCAGUUCAUUAUGGAAGAUUCAUCGACCACGCUUCUGCUUUGCAAUGAAUCACGCAAGUCGGAGUUGGGCGGCCUCGCGGGCGUCGAUGUCCAAGCACUGGACGAGCCUGGCAAAUAUCAACACUUCUCUCCUGCACAACCAUCUUUGGCUAGGUACAUCCAACCCGAUGAUACAUGCUAUUGCCUGUAUACUUCCGGCACAACAGGCACGCCAAAGGGGUGUGAGAUCACGCAUGACAAUGCGGUGCAAGCCAUGCUCGCAUUCCAAAGACUCUUUUCACCUCAUUGGGAUGAGGACUCUCGAUGGCUUCAAUUUGCGUCAUUCCAUUUUGACGUUAGUGUCCUCGAGCAAUACUGGAGCUGGAGUGUUGGAAUCUGUGUCACUUCAUGUCCGCGUGAUCUGCUUUUCGAGGAUCUCCCGGGAACGAUUCAGAAGCUGGAAAUUACCCACAUUGAUCUCACGCCUAGUUUGGCAAGACUCGUGCACCCUGACGAAGUACCAUCACUUUGUCGAGGUGUUUUCAUCACCGGUGGUGAACAGCUAAAACAAGAGAUCCUCGAUGCGUGGGGAGAGCAUGGGGUUAUCUACAAUGGAUAUGGACCUACUGAGGUGACCAUCGGAUGUACAAUGCUCCCACGGAUGCGUGCCAAUGACAAGCCAUCCAACAUCGGGCCACAAUUCGACAACGUAGGCUCGUACGUUUUCCGGCCGGGCACUUGCACUCCGGUUCUGCGUGGUGGCCUCGGUGAGCUUUGUGUAUCGGGUCCGCUAGUUGGCAAGGGUUACUUGAACCGGGCGGAACUCACUAAGGAGCGAUUCCAGACUCUGCCAGAGAAUGGAGACCGCAUUUAUCGGACGGGUGAUUUGGUGAGGAUCUUGCACGACGGUAGUUUCCAGUUCCUGGGCCGGAUCGAUGAUCAAGUUAAGCUCCGCGGCCAACGACUCGAGAUUGGCGAAAUCAACCAAGUCAUCAAGCAGGCAACUCCUGAGCUGAAUGAAGUCGCUACGCUGGUCAUCAAGCAUCCGAAACAAUCCAAAGAUCAACUGGUGUCUUUCGUCACCAGAGUUGAUGUCGACAAGAAAUCUCAGGAUGUGAAAGUGCGGUCUUCUGACGAGGAUCGAGCGUUGCUGUCGACAAUCAAGGCUGCUUGCCACACACACCUUCCGGGGUAUAUGGUGCCGACACAUAUCAUUCCAAUGACACGUUUCCCUCUGUCUGCCAAUAAUAAGGCUGAGAUGAAGGUCUUGAAGAGCGUCUAUCAGGAUCUUUCCUUGGAGGAUUUGCAGAUAUUGGGUUCCAUGGCUGUUGAACAAACUGUGAAAAGUACACAAGAGAGGGAAAUCAUUUCUCUUUUGUCCAAGUUUAUCGGUGCUGCCGAAUCGGCCAUUUCUUCUUGGUCAAGUAUCUUCGAAUUGGGACUUGACUCAAUCUCCGUCAUAUCAUUUGCCAGAAGCCUGAGGGAGGCAGGUUUCCCUCAAGCCCAGGCAUCACUCAUUAUGAAGCAUCCCACCGUUGCAAGCAUGGCGUCAGCAUUGCAGACGUCUACAUCCUCUUCAAUGCCCCAGAGCAACCUCCACAAAAAUGCGAAGCAAAACAUCGAGGCAUUCGCCCACAAACACUUCCACUCUAUCCUCGAGAGCAUCGGAGCUGUUGACGGUAAUUUUGAGCAGAUCGCGCCAUGUACACCGCUACAGGAGGGUAUCAUAUAUCAUUUUUUGUCGACUCCUGAGCCACUCUACUGCUCGUCCUUCACCUUCGCGCUGGAUGCCUCGACCGACAUUGAGAGGUUGCGAAAUGCGUGGAACAAGGCACAAGACCAGGUCCAAAUGCUCCGAGCUCGAUUCUCGCCUUCUCCAGAUGGCUACGCUCAAGUCAUUCUCAAGCAUGAUGCGCUUCCUUGGUUCGACAUGAAGGCUGCGUCUGAGAAGAAGAUUGAAACCUUGCGGAAGCAGCAGGUCCAAAACUGGACAUCAGAACUUGAGGAACUCUCAACGCGGCUAUGGGAGGUUGGUGUGAUUCAAUCUCCCGAGACAUCCGUGAUGUGUCUCAAUAUUUUCCAUGCUCUCUAUGAUGGAAACAGCUUGGCCCUCCUCCUGGAUUUGGUUGCCAGGAAUUACCUCGACCAGCUCGGUGCCUCAGAAAAUGCGCCGCAGUUCCUUGAUGUGCUGCAUCUGGGUCCUCUUUGCAGAGAUCCAUCAGAGGAAUCUUUUUGGAAAGAGCAUUUGGCAAACUGCCGACCCCGAGCCCUGUCAAGAUCGGAUCAAACUAAUGGUGUUGUUGAGUCGCUGGUCCAGAAGGUCCAGAUUGAUACGACGCAGCCUUUAGACCAUCUGAGGAAGUCUCUCAAUGUCACGGAACAGGCGAUCCUCCAUGCCUGCUGGCUGUUGACCCUCCACCAGCAUUACGCAUUUGUUCCACCAAUCGGUAUGAUCGCAUCUGGACGUACGAUCGACGUGCCAGGAAUUUCCAACGUCAUCGGGCCUUUGUUCAACACCAUUCCCAGUAAUGUGCAGCUUCGUGGUCUGAAGUCAUGGUCUGAAGUCGCUCAGCGGUGCCAUGAAUACCAGGUUUCCACCAUGCCCUUCCAAUACACUGCUCUGCGGGACAUCAUGAAAUGGCUCGGGAAGAGCCCGGAUGAGCGCCUCUUCGACUCACUGUUCGUGUUCCAGAGGGAAACGGCUGAUAUCGAUGCAUCAACCAGCAGCCUAUGGGAGCCGCUGGAUUCAGAGGCGCAACAUGAGUACCCGCUGGCUUUCGAGAUUGUGCGCAAUGGCAAUGAAUCCCUGACUUUGACCCUUGCGGCACAGGGUCACGUUCUGUCCUCAGAAGCGGUGGAGCAGCUGCUGGCCAAUUUCCAGCGGAUUCUUUCCGAGUUUGCUGAGAAUCCUGACCACGAGCUUCCUUAUAUCAACGGUGUCGCAGAGGAUAGCUAUGCGCAUGCAAAUGGUGAAACCGGUGCGCCAAGCAACCUGGAUCACAAGAGAGUUAAUGGCUACUCUUCAUUCCAAUGGACCAGUCAAGCUUCCACCAUUCGAGAUGUCAUUGCGACCCUCGCCGGUGUUGACGUUCAUUCAAUCGAUGAAGAAACAUCGAUCUUCGAAGUUGGCCUUGACAGUAUUGAUGCUAUCAAGCUGUCCUCACGCUUAGCCAAGUUGGGCAUCAAGCUUCCCGUAAGCGCCAUCAUGCGCCAUCGCAAUGUGAAAGCAAUGACUAGCCAGCUUGCAGAGCCAACCCAUAAUGAACAGAAUGGGUCAUACCCGCUGCUGAGUCAAAUGGAGGCAUCUUUGGCAAACUUCCUGGAGAAGGAGGGCCUCAUGCCUAACGGCGCGUGUCGAGUCCUUCCUGCGACGCCGAUACAAGAGGCAAUGGUCGCCGAGAUGUCUGCAUCCGCGUAUCAGCACUACUACAACCAUGAGGUUCUCCAACUCGAGCCUCAUGUGGAUCUCACAGGUAUUCAGGAAGCAUGGAGAGCAGUCGUCAAAGCCCAUCCCAUCCUGCGCACGUCCUUUGUCGAGGUCUGGGAUCCUGAGAUCUCGGCGUCUUAUGCUCAGAUUGUUCACAGCGAGGAUUCGUUUGACUUCAAGUCUAUGCAUCUGAAUGGGAAGUCUGUAGAGUCAAUCAUUGAGUCGCAACGCAAACGAGCCGUCUCAGAACUUUCUGGUCGCCCUCUACUGAGCCUCGCGGUGGCAGUCGAUGAAGAUGCUCGUUACCUCGUUCUUUCAAUUUCCCACGCUCUCUAUGAUGGCUGGUCCAUCAGUCUACUCCAUGAAGAUGUUGCCAGAUCUUAUGCUGGGGAAGACUGUUCUCGCCCAUCCUCAGAUGCAAUUCUGGAGCAAAUCGUUGCGUCAUCUGGUGAUCGCGCUCUGAAAUUCUGGAGGGCAACUCUGUCAAACUGUAAGCCAGUCUCUUUCCCAUUAGGUGAACAUGCAGAGACUGGCUCGCAGGUGGUUCAUCGCGCAGAACGACCACUCUCUGUGUCCUUUGACAAGGCAGAGAGAUUCUGCAAGCGAAAUGGCAUUACAAUGCAAGCACUUCUGGUCAGCUGCUGGUCCAUCGUUCUAGCAACCUAUGUAAAGAACCUGGACGUCAUGUUCGGUCUUGUUCUUUCCGGUCGCAACGUGGCUGAUUCGGAGAAUGUCAUGUUCCCCACGAUGAACACCGUCGCCAUGCGAGUCAUCCUUCACGGGACUCGUCUGGAACUCGUGAAGUAUGUCCAGGAAACUCUACUCGAGAUGUCUGAGCACCAACACUUUCCACUGCGACGAGCGAGGCCGGACACCAGAUCGCGACAAUUGUUUGACACUCUGUUCAUCUAUCAGAAGAGGCCCUCUGAUGUCCAGUCCCCGAGACCUGCGCUGUACCAAUCCACAGGUGGAGCAUCGAGUGUGGAGUAUCCGGUAUGUGCCGAGAUUGAAGGCGAUGGAAAGGACCUAAUCGCGCGGGUGGCUUGUCGUGGAAGCGUCCUGGGAGAUAAGGACACUUCUGUGCUUCUGGGCCACAUGUCUGAGGUGCUUCUGUCACUUGUCGUUGAACCAGCUCGGCAAACGGUCGAAUUUUCUGGCGAUGCCAUGAAGAUCUGUGGUAAUAUCAUUGUCCCUGAAGAGUCGAAUGAUUCUGGCGAGUCCCAGCCGCGCGAAACACAAAAGUCUACUUCACAAGAAUGGUCAAUUGUCGAGUCCAAGAUUCGCAACAUUCUCUCCGUCGUAUCUGGCGUUCCCGAGGACUCUAUUGACAAGGAAUCGAACAUCUUCCAGCUCGGCUUGGACAGCAUCAGUGCCAUCAAGGUUGCUGCACUUUUGAAGAAGCGAUCCGUCAAGCUCGUUGUCAGCGAUAUGCUCAGAGCUGGGACAAUCGAGAAAAUGGCUCUAGCAGUGAACAAGAACCAAGCGAAUAUCACCCAAGAUGAAAUCGACAACGCGCUCCAAGAGUCGCUCAAAGGACUCGACGUCAAGUCGUUGCUUCAGUCGUACGGGAUUGAUCCACGGAAUAUUGACACAGCAAUGCCUGCCACUGCCGGACAGACGUACUUCCUGGCAAUGCACAGCCUGAACCCAGAUGUGUUUUAUCCCAAGUUCUACUACUUGGCGUCGGCGCAAUUCAACUCUGGGGUUCUGAACCGUGCCUGGUCACGUCUCAUAGACGAAACACCCAUGUUGCGAACUGCUUUCCUUGCAACAGGCCACCCAAGGGUACCCUAUGUCCAAACUGUUCUUAAGUCAGUGCGCAACCCUCCUACCUGGCACGAUGACCUCAACUAUGCUAUCAGCAUCAGACGUGACUUUGGGUCUAUCCCCAUUGCCCUUCACGUCUCCCGAACACCUCGAGGUGUAGCAUUCAUGCUGCACCUUCACCACGCAUUGUAUGACGCCGUUAGCCUGCCACUCAUGAUGGACCGACUUUCCCAAUUGUGCACCGAGCCCAAGUCCGAACCGAAACACCGGUCACACAACUUGUCCCACCUCGUGGCAUUCCAGCACAUCCACUCGCCCGUUGAGGUCCGGCGGCAAUUCUGGGAAAAGUAUCUGGGCUCAAUCUCAACACCAGGCGCCAGUGACAAUCAAGUGGGUGUUUUUGGCCCCAUCCAGCAUGACUAUCGGCCCGGUCUGGUUUCAAAUAUGUCUCAACUUGAGUUAGCCGCCAAACGUCAGGGGCUCAGCAUCCAAUCGACCUUCCUGGCCGUCUAUGCUCGCGUGCAUACCGGGAUAUUUGCUGUGGCGGAUAUCGACAAUGAAACGAUCAAGCGACCGCUCGUGGUUGGGUUGUAUCUUGCCAAACGGUCGUAUGGCAUGGAAGGCCUAUCUGAACUGGUUGCCCCGACUGUCAAUAUUGUUCCACUUCGCUUGGACGACAAGCUCAGCCAUGACGAUGACUCACUAUUCGUCGCUGCCCGGAAGAUUCAGGAGGACAUCAACGAAAUCAGCUUGGUGGAACAUGCCGGAGUCUCUCUCCUCGAGAUCGCCGAAUGGACCGGGGUACACAUCAGCACCUGCAUCAAUUUUCUUCGACUGCCGGACCUAGAAGCCUCCAACGGCGAUGCAAGUGAUAAAGUGAUCUUCCACUCCAUCUCAAGCAACGAAGUGGCACCGCCUCGUAUAUCUACCUCGAGUUCCCGCCCACUCGUCUCAGCCCAGACCAACGGUAACACGGCCUUGUCCGAUUCCGUCGGAUCCGCUUCUUCGAUGGUGGCGAUGAAAGAAGUUUUCUGGCCUACGAUCGACGUUGAGGCAGCUAUCCGAGAGGACCGACUGGAUUUUGGUCUCUUUGCGCCUGAGACUCGUCUCGAUCGCCCCACUGCCGAGAAGGUGAUGGAGACGAUGAGGCAUGAAAUGGCAGCGUUAGUUGCAUCUUCAGGAUCUCCAUAGAGUUCCCAGGGAAGCGAGCUGAGCAAGAAAAAAAUACGAAAAAAAAUUGAUUAGAGAAAAAAGAAAUGGAGGAAAGUCACAAGUCGAUUGGAGGUCUGCUCUGCUCUGCCAACCUGGGGUUUGUUUAUUUUGGCGUUCAAUUCUUUUUUUUUACGAAUUCUCUUUACCAUUGUGUUAUACUGGUUGCCCGGAGCAAGAGAAAGAGGCUGUCUCCUUUCCUAUGCAUAUAUUGCUUUUUUUGGUGUGCUUUUGGCGUUUUGGAUGUGUGCGUUUUCACCCGUCGUGUCAUUUUCAAUAUAUCGAAUUGCAUAGAAUCCGAGACGCCGAUGAUCUGAUGCUUGAAGGAACCACGGAAGCUGUGGGACGAGCGGAUCUGCCUUUGUUGAUAAUGUCGCGUCUCCACCGGGUACAUAAACACGAACGCCUGGGGAAUCAGUUAGAUGCCGAGUUCUGAGCUCUGGUCUUCAACCAGAACCAAAAAUGACCAAAAAUGACCAAAAUGGAGACCGUGGACAUGGACGGUCCGCACCGAGUCUGAGCUUGUUACGUCUGCCUGUUGCUUCAACC